AUGAUCCAUGCUCAAUUUCCGUACAAACAAGCCCUGAAAAGUCCCGACCUCUGGUUUUCUGCGGAUUCCAACAGGUUUUCUGCGGAUUCCCACAUGGGAUUACUUGGCAAAGGGAAGCUUCUGGCAAAGGAAUUUUGUGAGGUGAUAAAUAGCAAGACCUUGCCAAUAUUUAUUUCUGGCCAAACACGGCAGUCGAACAUUCGGCAGUUACGAUACCUAUGCAAUCUUCGAGGUGAAUUGAAAAUUAAACACCUCGAGAAUGCAAUUAUUGAAGAUUCUUUGUUGGAAGACAAGCAACUUGACUCGUUGGGACUGUCAUGGGGAGAUGUUGACGAACAUAAGCUGAAUGGCGCAAAUCCGGUGGAAGGGUUCGCUCGCCUGAACAAAUUAUCCAUCAUCAACUGCCCUGUUUUGAUUACCAUUUCAUUGUUUCCGUCUCUUCAACAUGUAGAGGUGAGGAACUGCCACCCAGUGAUCCUUCGUUGUGUAGCACAGCUACAAUCACUCUCCACUCUUGUUAUCGACAAGUUUCCGGAGUUACUCUAUAUACCAAAAGCACUCAUAGAAAACAAUUUGCUUCUUUCUUCUUUUACAAUUUCCUCUUGUCCCAAACUUCGUUCGUUGCCUGCAAAUCUCGGAGAACUUCAGAAUUUGAAGUUGCUAAAAAUUGGUUGGUUUCAGGAGCUACACUCUUUGCCACAUGGAUUCGAGAAUCUCACUUCUCUGGAGACUUUGGAGAUUAUUGAGUGCCCCAAUUUAGUCUCCCUCCCAGAGGAAAGCCUAGAGGGAUUGAAUGGUCUCCAACGUCUCCGCGGACUCCAACAUUUGUCCAUCAGGGGUUGUCCUGAACUUGAAAAACGAUGUGAGAGCGGGAAGGGAGAGGAUUGGCAAAAAAUAUCUCACAUACCCUAUAUUUAUGUGGGAUCAGCAACAUUGCCGCAGAGACGUGACACUGCUAGCAGCUCUUCAUCUUCAUAG
Dovyalis caffra is the source of this 978-nucleotide messenger RNA. The record is from the annotation of a GenBank genome assembly. Lineage: Eukaryota; Viridiplantae; Streptophyta; Magnoliopsida; Malpighiales; Salicaceae.